Naegleria lovaniensis is the source of this 1500-nucleotide messenger RNA. RefSeq lists its product as uncharacterized. NCBI's taxonomy places the organism in Eukaryota, Heterolobosea, Eutetramitea, Acrasida, Naegleriidae. Gene Ontology annotation, molecular function: cysteine-type deubiquitinase activity. The record is from RefSeq and is a predicted model, not a curated record. The coding region runs from base 1 to 1500 and encodes 499 amino acids. Gene Ontology annotation, biological process: protein deubiquitination. The transcript has 2 exons.
AUGGGGAAAAACAAAGCAAAGGCUUCCUCAUCUUCAAAAAACAACAAAAAGGCUUCAUCAUCCUCCCGAGGUGGUCAUCCUUCCAAUGAUGAUAAUUAUGAAUAUUCCAUUCAAGAAAAGAAGAGAUUAGAAACACUAUCUCAUCAUGACGACAAUGAAAACCAAUGGGACAAAAAGUCUCGAAAAAAGAAAUCGCGUGGCAACCAUUCCAACAAAUUACAAGAUGAAGAUUUUCAACAAAUGAAUCAACAAUUAGAACCUUAUGGAUUAUAUUUAAAAAAAGUAACAGGUGAUGGAAAUUGUCAAUUUCGAUCAGUGAGCGAUCAAUUAUAUGGAGAUCAAAAUCAAUAUCAGAAAAUUAGAAUAGGAUGUGUUGAAUACAUGAUGAAUAAUCCUGACAUGUUUGCUCCUUUUGUUUGUGAUGAAAGUUUUGAAGAUUAUUGUAAAAAUAUGAAAAAGGACACAGAAUGGGGUGAUAAUUUAACUCUUCAAGCUAUUUCAGUCGCUUUCAAUGUCAACAUUAGAGUUCACCAAUUAGCUAAACCAUCCUUUGAUAUUGUCAAUUACAAUGAUCCAAAUAGCAAAUUAAUUCAAUUGAGUUAUCAUUUAGGUGAACAUUAUAAUUCAGUGCAUUACAUGAGUGAAAGUGUCAAACAAUUGUAUCAAACUGCUGCUAAAAAUAGUGGAUCUCAAAAUUCACAAAUUUCAAAGAAGGAAGAAAUUAUUGUUCAAUCUACUGGAUGUACUGAUUUAACAUUGAUUAGAAAUACGUUACAAGAUUUCAAUCAAGAUAUGGACUCUGUUAUUGAUUUUCUGUGUCAAAUGAAAUAUUAUUCAAGUAACAGUGACCAUUGGUAUGAUAAUGAUGAAACAAUUAACACCAAUUCAAUUCUACAAGAGAGUAAGAAUACUCGCUCGAUUGGUUCCUCUUCUUCUCAUAUUGCUGCAUCAAGUUCUCAUUCGAUUGGUUCUUCCUCUUCUUCACAAACGAGUCAUGGUCCCUUUCAAUCAUUGUACUCUUCUCAUUCCACCAGUGGUACUGACAAUGAUCAUUUAUUAGAUUCAUGUUUUGAUCUUGUCAUGUCUACCAUUGGAUAUGAUAGUGGACAUGACAUUGAAUUGGUGAGAGAUUUAAUUACAUCCAAUCAAUACAAUGCAGAAACAGUGAUUGAUAUGUUAUUAUCAUUGAGUGGAGUGGAGGGUCAUGACAAUCAUUCAACUCAUGGUGGUAGUAGUAGUGGUAAUAGUGGUAGUAGUGGUAGUAGCAGUAGCAAGAGUGAAACAACACUCUCUUCGCAUCAACAUUCUCGAAACACAAAGAAUCAUGAUUCCCAAAAGGAAUCCUCUCACAAAUCUAAAAAAUUAACAAAAAGAGAAAAGAGAGAAGCAAAACAACGAGAGAAACUUGCACAAGUUCAAGCUUUACAUCAUCGAUCUCUUGAAAAUCAUACUGAACUUGAUGAAGAAGCGAUUAAGAAAUUUGAAUCCAUUCAAAUAUAA